AUGUCCCCCUGGUGCGUUAAAAAGGCCAAGUUUGACGGGCCCCAAGAGAAGUUCAACACCUACGUGACGCUCAAGGUGCAGAAUGUCAAGAGCACGACCAUCGCCGUGCGGGGCAACCUGCCCUCCUGGGAGCAGGACUUCAUGUUUGAGAUCAACCGGCUGGACCUGGGGCUGACGGUGGAGGUUUGGAACAAGGGGCUCAUCUGGGACACMAUGGUGGGCACCGUGUGGAUCCCCCUCCGGACCAUCCGGCAGUCCAACGAGGAGGGUCCCGGGGAAUGGCUCACGCUCGACUCCCAAGUCAUCAUGACAGACAACGAGAUUUCGGGCACCAAGGACCCCACCUUCCACCGCAUCCUCCUGGACACCCGCUUCGAGCUCCCGCUGGAUAUCCCCGAGGAAGAGGCCCGGUACUGGGCCAAGAAGCUGGAGCAGCUCAACGCCAUGCGGGACCAGGACGAUUAUGCGUUCCAGGAGGAGCAGGAGAAGCCUCUGCCCGUCCACGGCUCCCAGUGCUGCAACUGGAAUUAUUUUGGCUGGGGAGAACAGCAGAAUGAUGACCCCGACAGCACCGUGGACGACCGGGACAGCGAUUAUCGCAGCGAGACCAGCAACAGCAUCCCGCCGCCCUACUACACCACGUCGCAGCCCAACGCCUCCGUGCACCAGUACCCCGUGCGGCCGCAGCAGCAGAGCUCCCGCGACUCCUACACCGACUCCAUGCAGAGCUACGAGAUGGACUAUUCGGACCAGCGCCCCAUGAGCCCCACGGGCAGCAGCCGCUACGCCUCGUCGGCCGAGCUCAGCCAGGGCAGCUCGCAGCUCAGCGAGGACUUCGAGAACGAGAGCCUGCGGGACUCGGAGCUCGACGAGCGCGACGGCGACUCCUACCACUCGUGCCACAGCUCCGUCAGCUACCGCAAGGACUCGCCGCGCUGGGACGAGGAGGAGGAGGAGGAGGAGGAGGAGGAGGAAGAGGAGGACGACCUCUACCUGGAGGAGGAGGAAGAGUUCAACGAGGACUAUAGUGAGAAUGAGGAAGGCUACGCUAAGGAGGAAGAGGAGGAGGAGCUGCGGGAGCAGGAGGUUUAUGAGUCCCAAGCCUUGGAGCACGACACGUACCCGGCGGCAGCGCCGAAAGCGCCCGGGCAGCAGCAGCCCGUCCCGCAACAGCCGCAGCCACCGCAGGAGAGGAAGGAGGAGAGGAAGGAGGAGAGGAAGGAGGACAAGGACACGGCCGCCCCCCAGGAGAGCCCCGAGUCCCUCCUAGCCCAGCGGGCAGAGGAUGAAGCCCCCGCACCCGAGGCGGCGCAGGAGCCCGAGCCCCCGGCAGCCGCCGAGAGGGAGGCGCCGGCGGAGGUGCAGGACCCCAAGGCGCGCGCCAAGGCCAACUGGCUGCGAGCCUUCAACAAGGUUUGCAUGCAGCUGCAGGAGGCCCGCGGAGAYGGCGACGGAGAAGCCAAAUCCCUCUGGUUCAAAGGCGGGCCGGGCGGCGGGCUGAUCAUUAUAGACAGCAUGCCGGACAUACGCAAGAGAAAACCCAUCCCCCUAGUUAGCGAUUUGGCCAUGUCGCUGGUGCAGUCCAGGAAAGCGGGAAUCACGUCUGCGCUGGCCUCGAGCACCCUGAACAACGAGGAGCUGAAAAACCACGUUUACAAGAAGACCCUGCAAGCCUUAGUGUACCCCAUCUCGUGCACGACGCCGCACAACUUCGAGGUGUGGACGGCCACGACGCCCACCUACUGCUACGAGUGCGAGGGGCUGCUGUGGGGCAUCGCGCGGCAGGGCAUGCGCUGCGCCGAGUGCGGCGUCAAGUGCCACGAGAAGUGCCAGGACCUGCUCAACGCCGACUGCCUGCAGAGGGCAGCGGAGAAGAGCUCCAAGCACGGAGCRGAGGACCGGACCCAAAACAUCAUCAUGGUGCUCAAGGACCGCAUGAAGAUCCGGGAGCGCAACAAGCCUGAGAUCUUCGAGCUCAUCCAGGAGGUGUUCGGUGUCACCAAGACCACGCACACGCAGCAGAUGAAGGCCGUGAAGCAGAGCGUCCUGGACGGCACCUCCAAGUGGUCGGCCAAGAUCAGCAUCACGGUCGUUUGCGCCCAGGGUCUGCAAGCCAAGGAUAAGACGGGUUCCAGUGACCCRUAUGUUACUGUCCAGGUUGGAAAGACGAAAAAAAGGACUAAAACUAUCUACGGCAAUCUCAACCCRGUCUGGGAGGAGAAUUUCCAUUUCGAGUGCCACAACUCCUCCGACCGCAUCAAGGUGCGCGUGUGGGACGAGGACGAUGACAUCAAGUCCCGCGUCAAGCAGCGCUUCAAGCGCGAGUCCGACGACUUUUUGGGCCAGACCAUCAUCGAGGUGCGGACCCUGAGCGGCGAGAUGGACGUCUGGUACAACCUCGACAAGCGCACGGACAAGUCGGCCGUGUCGGGCGCCAUCCGGCUGCACAUCAGYGUGGAGAUCAAGGGCGAGGAGAAGGUGGCCCCGUACCACGUGCAGUACACGUGCCUGCACGAGAACCUUUUCCACUUCGUGACGGACCUGCAAAACAACGGGGUGGUGAAGAUCCCCGACGCCAAGGGCGACGACGCCUGGAAGGUGUAUUUCGACGAGACAGCGCAGGAGAUCGUGGAUGAGUUCGCCAUGCGCUACGGCGUCGAGUCCAUCUACCAGGCGAUGACGCAUUUCGCCUGUCUCUCCUCCAAGUACAUGUGCCCGGGGGUGCCGGCGGUGAUGAGCACCCUGCUCGCCAACAUCAACGCCUACUACGCCCACACCACCGCCUCCACCAACGUGUCCGCCUCCGACCGCUUCGCCGCCUCCAAUUUCGGGAAAGAACGGUUCGUGAAGCUCCUCGACCAGCUGCACAAUUCCCUGCGGAUCGACCUCUCCAUGUACCGGAACAACUUCCCUGCCAGCAGCCCUGAGCGGCUGCAGGACCUCAAAUCCACGGUGGAUUUGCUGACCAGCAUCACCUUCUUCCGCAUGAAGGUCCAGGAGCUGCAGAGCCCUCCGCGGGCCAGCCAGGUGGUGAAGGACUGCGUGAAGGCCUGCCUCAACUCCACCUACGAGUACAUCUUCAACAACUGCCAUGAGCUCUACAGUCGCGAGUACCAGACGGACCCGAGCAAGAAGGGAGAGGUGCCCCCUGAGGAGCAGGGCCCCAGCAUCAAGAACCUGGAUUUCUGGUCCAAACUCAUCACCCUGAUCGUUUCCAUCAUUGAGGAGGACAAGAACUCGUACACGCCCUGCCUGAACCAGUUCCCGCAGGAGCUCAAYGUGGGCAAGAUCAGCGCCGAGGUGAUGUGGAACCUCUUCGCCCAGGACAUGAAGUACGCCAUGGAGGAGCACGACAAGCACCGGCUGUGCAAGAGCGCMGACUACAUGAACCUGCACUUCAAGGUGAAGUGGCUCUACAACGAGUACGUCACCGAGCUGCCCUCCUUCAAGAGCCGCGUGCCCGAGUACCCUGCCUGGUUUGAGCCCUUCGUGAUCCAGUGGCUGGAUGAGAACGAGGAGGUGUCGCGGGAUUUCCUGCAYGGAGCGCUGGAGCGGGACAAGAAGGACGGGUUCCAGCAGACGUCGGAGCACGCGCUCUUCUCCUGCUCCGUCGUGGACGUCUUCUCCCAGCUCAACCAGAGCUUCGAGAUCAUCAAGAAGCUCGAGUGCCCCGACCCGCAGAUCGUGGGGCACUACAUGCGGCGCUUUGCCAAGACCAUCAGCAACGUGCUGCUCCAGUAUGCCGAGAUCAUCUCCAAGGAUUUUGCCUCCUACUGCUCCAAGGAGAAGGAGAAAGUGCCCUGCAUCCUGAUGAACAACAUCCAGCAGCUCCGCGUGCAGCUGGAGAAGAUGUUUGAAGCCAUGGGGGGGAAGGAGCUGGACACAGAAGCCAGCGACAUCCUCAAGGAGCUGCAGGUGAAGCUCAACAACGUCCUGGACGAGCUGAGCCGGAUCUUCGCCACCAGCUUCCAGCCGCACAUCGAGGASUGCGUGAAGCAGAUGGGUGACAUCCUGGGCCAGGUGAAAGGUACUGGCAACGUCCCCGCCAGCACGUGCAGCAGCGUGGCCCAGGACGCCGACAACGUCCUGCAGCCCAUCAUGGACCUCCUGGACAGCAACCUGACACUCUUUGCCAAGAUCUGCGAGAAGACCGUGCUGAAACGGGUGCUGAAGGAGCUCUGGAAGCUGGUGAUGAACACCAUGGAGAAGACCAUCGUCCUGCCGCCRCUCACUGACCAGACGAUGAUUGGCACGCUCUUGAGAAAACAUGGCAAGGGGACAGAGAAGAGCAGGGUGAAGCUGCCCAGUCACACUGAAGGCACCCAGAUGAUCUUCAACGCGGCCAAGGAGCUGGGCCAGCUCUCCAAGCUGAAGGACCACAUGGUGCGGGAGGAAGCCAAGAGCCUGACGCCCAAGCAGUGCGCGGUGGUGGAGCUGGCGCUGGACACCAUCAAGCAAUACUUCCAUGCGGGCGGCGUGGGGCUCAAGAAGACCUUCCUGGAGAAGAGCCCCGACCUGCAGUCGCUGCGCUACGCGCUGUCCCUCUACACGCAGGCCACCGACCUCCUCAUCAAAACCUUCGUGCAGACCCAGGCCUCGCAGGUGCACGGUGGCAAAGGGGUUAGGUUUACCCUUAGUGAAGAAAUUUAUCCUGAGAAGGGCUCCGGUGUGGACGACCCCGUUGGCGAGGUCUCCAUCCACGUGGAGCUCCUCACCCACCCGGGUACCGGCGAGCACAAAGUCACCGUCAAAGUGGUGGCYGCCAAUGACCUCAAGUGGCAAACGUCGGGCAUCUUCCGGCCCUUCAUUGAGGUCAACAUCAUCGGGCCCCACCUGAGCGACAAGAAGAGGAAAUUCGCCACCAAGUCCAAGAACAACAGCUGGGCGCCCAAGUACAACGAGAGCUUCCAGUUCACGCUGGGCACGGAGACGGGCCCCGAGUGCUACGAGCUGCAGGUGUGCGUGAAGGACUACUGCUUCGCGCGCGAGGACCGCACGGUGGGCAUGGCCGUGCUGCAGCUGCGCGAGCUGCUCCAGCGGCCGGCCUGCGCCUGCUGGCUGCCCCUGGGCCGCCGCAUCCACAUGGACGACACGGGCCUCACGGUGCUGCGCAUCCUCUCGCAGCGCAGCAACGACGACGUGGCCAAGGAGUUCGUCAAGCUCAAGUCGGACACGCGCUCGGCCGAGGAGGGCAGUGGUUAAAGUGCCCCCCGUUCCCCGUCCCCCCCGCCAGGCCCCGUUUAUUCCCCUUCC
Molecule: messenger RNA, 5253 nt
Organism: Nothoprocta perdicaria
Lineage: Eukaryota; Metazoa; Chordata; Aves; Tinamiformes; Tinamidae
Gene: UNC13A
Product: unc-13 homolog A
Exons: 45
Coding region: 1-5202 (1733 amino acids)
Biological process (GO): synaptic vesicle priming; presynaptic dense core vesicle exocytosis; synaptic vesicle maturation
Cellular component (GO): neuromuscular junction; presynaptic membrane; terminal bouton
Molecular function (GO): calmodulin binding; calcium ion binding; phospholipid binding
Source: RefSeq, a predicted model, not a curated record